Anastrepha ludens (Mexican fruit fly) is the source of this 2111-nucleotide messenger RNA. RefSeq names its product probable cyclin-dependent serine/threonine-protein kinase DDB_G0292550. The transcript has 3 exons. Lineage: Eukaryota; Metazoa; Arthropoda; Insecta; Diptera; Tephritidae. The record is from RefSeq and is a predicted model, not a curated record. The coding region runs from base 15 to 1466 and encodes 483 amino acids.
ACUCAAUAGUUGUGAUGGUAUAUUGUUCAUUAUGUUUUGUUGUUCACAGUGUAAGAAUAUUGUCGCAAUAUGGAGAGAGGUCCAGAUCUCCAGUUUUUGGUAGAGUGAUUAACAGAGAACCACUUAUUCCACAAGGUGUAACUAUUGGAUAUCAUCAACGGCAUUAUGAUGUCGACAGUGUUGGCAGUGUGCAUGGAGCUGAAGCGAAAUCAACAUCGACUUACCAUAGUGCAGGUGGUAGCAACAGUAGUAGUGGCUCUCGUAGACCUUCAAAAUACCGCUAUGUGGGUGCCAAUGGCUUAGCAGUAAACGGGGCAAUUGGGAGCAACACGAGCCCUGUUAAUGUGCAAGGUAGCUUUCAACGUUUGAAAGAGCUUAUUUGGACUGAACGCGCUAAAGAACUGACACAACAGCGACGAGCAGAGGAGUUAUCCGCCCGUGCCGCCGUCCUCAAAGAGAUUGCUAAUGGCCAAAACAUUCAAUCAUCUUACAAACAUCCUGUUAAAUCCGAUUCUCCGCUAAUGGAUGAGAAUCGUAGCCCUGACCGAGAUAUAUAUCAGCACUUGAAUGAUGGUCGUAUGUCUAUCGCCACUGGACAAUCGCGUUAUAUAGAGAACAACUACAGUAACAAGAAAAAUAGUAACAGCAAUAUAAACAGCAACAAUAAUAACAGCAGUAAUAGGCGCAAAAAUUCAAGGAGUGGUUAUAAUAAUAAGCUUAAUUACAGAAGUAACGGUAAAACCACCAAAAGCAAUAAUAAAGCUACUAAUCGUAAUAACAGUGAACACAAUGACUCUUACAUGAAAUCUAGUUUCGAUGGACCAGCAAAAUCUUCGCUGCACAGCUAUAUGAUUAAAACCAAGAAUCAAAACAACAAAAAUUUUGGAAAACAAAAAUCCUUUCCAUUUUUGUCAUUUGAUAAUGCCGAAUCCUCUGCAACAACAUCGCUUACUGGCAGCUCUUUCAACGAUGAACACAGCUUGGGUAUACUGAGGUCAUAUCCAAUGCGUACGUCACAUUUUCGCGAACGCAACCGCGCUGUACUCAAAGAGGACUUACCACUUGAAAAGAACCUGGAGACUGAUUACUUCUCACGAGCGACUCGCUUGCAGCCACAAGUUGAUGUAUCAAGCAAGGAAGCAUUGCUAUUGGAGGGCAUCAUACGAGACUUAAAUGGGCACACUUCCACGUCAGUCAUUACCCCUGAAUAUAUGGAACAUUUUAUUAUGAGUAAAAGUCGCACCGAAAAAGAAGCAGCCCCUGCUAUGUUCGCGGACGUGUUUGCAUUGCCGUCGAGCCUCAAUAUAGCAUUCUCUAAAAAUACGGAAAAAGUGGCUGAUGCUUCUGUCAUUGAAGAUCCAAUAAAAACAAAUGCUUUUAUUAGUUAUGCCAAGCCACAGGUACGAAAUUCAGCAAAAGAGACUGGUGGUCCAGUGGAGCUGUAUGAAUACGGUACUCCUUACUAACUUCCGGAAAUAUCAAAUUAAAUUCAAUAUCAGGCAGUGACGUUCGAAAAUGUACCAAACAGCAUGUAUAAUACACCUGUAGAUUUGUAUAUACAUAAUGAAGGUGGCAAGAAAGAGCUAUUAGAUAUUCAAACCACUUAGGCAUACAUACGGAUACAUGUUAGUGAUUUAUGUUCAAGUAUAAGACACACGUUACUUACAUGGUACAAGAACUAUUUUACAGGGCGCAUUGAUUGCAACUCGGAGUGAAAAUACUAGAAUGCUAUAAUAAAAUCUCCAAAGCUGUUAACAUUCCCAGGUAAAAUUUUGUUUCGAAUGAAUAACAACGAUUGUCGAAAAAGGGUUUAAUGCAUACCUGUGACUUUUAUUUUUAUAAUUAUUUCGCGCAAAAUAAUUUUGUACACUUUAACAGAUUACCGAAAGGGUAGUUUUGAUCCGAUUUAUAGGACCAGUAGAAAAUUCGCCAUUGUUUGUGCAUAUUAAGCACGCCAAUCACAGAAUCACGGAAUCCAAGUUUUUUGAAAUCUCGGAAAUGUCGGGAAUAACUUGUUUUAAUCGAAAUAUUGAAUUCAAAGAAAUAAAAACUUACAUAAUUUUGAAUAAAAUAAAAGCUAUUUUGGAAGAAACUUGGUUUACUUUACUUAU